Camelina sativa (false flax) is the source of this 1074-nucleotide messenger RNA. NCBI's taxonomy places the organism in Eukaryota, Viridiplantae, Streptophyta, Magnoliopsida, Brassicales, Brassicaceae. The record is from RefSeq and is a predicted model, not a curated record.
AUGUCCACUUCCAUCGUCGACGAGCCAUCGGCCAACGAGGAAACUUGUCCAUUGUUGUUUCCAUUAACGUCGUUGCCAGAUCCAUUGACUUUGAGCUGCCUGGCUCUAGUUUCGAGGCUGGACCACUUAGCCUUAUCUCUAGUCUCCAAAAGAUACCGCUCUCUCGUAAUUUCCCCUGAGCUCUACAAGACGCGAUCGCUAUUGGGUCGUACCGACGAGUGCCACUACGUAUGCUUAAGCACCAAGACCUACCCAACCUCUCGUUGGUUCAUCCUCCGACGAGAAAAUACUAAGACCUACCUAGAAAACGCCGCAGCAGAGGACCUGGUCCCUGUCCUUUCUUUCCCCACUCAGCUACCCGAGCUGUCUUCUUUCGUGGCUCUGGAAUGGGGGAUCUAUGUCAUCGGUGGAUUAACAAACGACAGUAGAACGUCCGAUGUCUUGCUUCUGGAUUGUCGGACUAACACGUGGCGCCACGCCCCUUCUAUGGGAGUGGCUCGAGCUUCCGCAGCCGCUGGCGUCGUUGGUGGGAAGAUAUAUGUGUUUGGAGGAUGCGAGAGGUUUGAUUGUUCGAACUGGGCAGAGGUAUUUGAUCCAAAGACUCAAACUUGGGAUGUUUUGGUGCCAAUGCCUGAUCGGAAUGAAGGUGAUAAUCUGAUCCGUGAGACCCUAGUGAUCGAAGAGAAGGUUUACGCAGUGACUCUGUGGGACGGAAGCUUCUACUACUCGCCCCGUGAAGUUUGGCGUGACUCUGAGGAAUUGGAGUGGAAGGAAGUGAAAGGCUUGAAGGCUCUACGGUUGAACUUUCCUAGCUCUGCCUCCUUCCGAUCCUCUGCAAACGAAAGGUGUGUCAGUAAGCUGAGCAGUUUUGGUGUCAACAUUGUGGUCUCCUCUGUUAGGGCUACGUUUGAUGUUUGGUGGGAUGUUUGGUGUACCGAGAUUUCGUUGGAAAAACGUGAGGAGGAAGGUGAGAUUUGGGGAACUAUUGAGUCAGAAGCUGUGACUGUAGUCGAUCAUGUUCCUUCUGGUCGCGUUCCGGUUGAGGUUCUGUGUUCUGUUACUGUCUAUGUCUAA